AUGCCUGGAUCUCAUACAUUCAUCAAAAUUACCCCUGGUUGCUCAAUUCCUGCUCGUGUGUUUGUCAACCGCAAGCGCAUCGUGCUGAAUGGUACUGUGGCCAUUAACGAUCGCUCCAUCAUCAAGCUUUCAUCGAUCAACCUGCUAAGACUUUCAAAUAACGAUCUUACAAACCUCAUUAUGGACAUUAAACCGGAGCUAGAAAACUUGUUGUUUCACGAGCUGCUACGCUUGUUGUUUCCCCUGAAGUUUGUACAUGGUUCUGACAAGUUGGUUAAGGAUAUAGGCACGAGAUGGAGAUGCAAGGUGGUUGUUUCCCUACGGUAUGUGGCUACACUACGGUUUAAAUUGGGAUAUCUUCAGGACGAAGAAGACAUCGCCUUCUUGGAGGAUCGAAAGAUAGACGUGAUGGCGAAGGAGUCACCUAGAACAGCGCUUCUAACGAAAGAGCUCAAGUUCUCAUUCAUACAAAGAGAGGAGGACGAGGAGAACGAGGAACAUAACGCCGUUGACGAUAAGAAAACGCUAUCAUACAAGUUGAACAAGCUGGCCUUGCUCAAUAACAGCAUUGUCGAUAGCCUAGACCUCUACGUGACAAGCCGCCCGCACCUGCAAAAAAGUUAA
This is a messenger RNA of Candidozyma auris, 624 nucleotides long. RefSeq lists its product as uncharacterized. The record is from RefSeq and is a predicted model, not a curated record. The transcript has a single exon. Lineage: Eukaryota; Fungi; Ascomycota; Pichiomycetes; Serinales; Metschnikowiaceae. Gene Ontology annotation, molecular function: flap-structured DNA binding. Gene Ontology annotation, biological process: double-strand break repair via single-strand annealing, removal of nonhomologous ends. The coding region runs from base 1 to 624 and encodes 207 amino acids.